This is a messenger RNA of Osmerus eperlanus (European smelt), 2086 nucleotides long. RefSeq names its product kynurenine--oxoglutarate transaminase 3-like. The record is from RefSeq and is a predicted model, not a curated record. Gene Ontology annotation, cellular component: mitochondrion; cytoplasm. The transcript has 14 exons. Gene Ontology annotation, biological process: biosynthetic process. NCBI's taxonomy places the organism in Eukaryota, Metazoa, Chordata, Actinopteri, Osmeriformes, Osmeridae. Gene Ontology annotation, molecular function: L-kynurenine:2-oxoglutarate transaminase activity; pyridoxal phosphate binding. The coding region runs from base 165 to 1514 and encodes 449 amino acids.
AGGGAAGUUGUUCUUGAUACAAACUGGCAUAAUUCAUUCAGUCAUAAUGAAUACAUCCUCCCCUCGAAUGAUACGUUGACGUAAAAAGUGCCACCUUAUUUUGCACCUUGUGAUUGGCCAGAAGUAGAGGAGGGGAGAUUGUUUGUUUCCGGUAGACUGUAAACAUGAACAGCCUAAGGUGCUAUACUAGGUCGGCAAGUCAUUUCAUUAAAAGCAGCUGCAACAGAACAUUUUCCUCCUCACAAGCUGUAAUGGCAUCACAGCGGCAUAAAAACUCCAGAAGGAUUGAGGGACUUGACAAGAAUGUGUGGGUGGCCUUUACAUCGGUAGCAGCCGACCCCUCGAUUGUCAACUUGGGCCAGGGUUACCCAGACAUCCCUCCGCCUCCCUAUGUAAAAGAAGGUCUAGCCCAAGCUGCUCUAGUGGACAGGAUGAACCAGUACACCAGAGGCUUUGGUCAUCCAUCUUUGGUGAAGGCUUUGUCUCAAGUUUAUGGGAAAGUCUAUGGCCACCAGAUUGAUCCAUUCAAGGAAAUACUCGUCACAGUGGGUGGCUAUGGCUCCCUGUUCAGCACCAUGCAAGGCCUGGUAGAGGAGGGAGAUGAGGUCAUCAUCAUUGAACCCUUCUUUGACUGUUAUGUGCCCAUGGUUCGAAUGGCGGGUGCCAAGCCUGUUUUGAUACCAUUAAGACUUAGGCCUCGUGAUAAGAACAAUGUCUCCAGCGCUGAUUGGGUGUUGGACCCAGAUGAGCUAACAAGUAAAUUCAACUCCAAGACCAAGGCCAUUAUAAUCAACACCCCCAACAAUCCCAUAGGGAAGAUAUUCACCCGGGAUGAGCUGCAGGUAAUCGCUGACCUCUGCAUCAAACACGACACCCUGUGUUUCAGCGACGAGGUGUACGAGUGGCUCAUCUACAAGGGGCACCAACACGUCAAGAUAGCUACCCUUCCUGGUAUGUGGGAGAGAACUAUCACUGUCAGCAGUGCAGGGAAGACGUUCAGUGUGACAGGCUGGAAGCUUGGUUGGUCUAUAGGACCAGAACACCUGAUAAAACACCUCCAGACCGUGAUGCAGAACACCCUGUACACCUGCCCAACACCUUUACAGGAGGCCGUGGCCCAGGGCCUGCUCCGGGACUUCCCUCUCAUGGGCCAGCCUGAGUGUUACUUCUCCUCGCUGGCCGUGGAGCUGGAGGGGAAGAGGGACCGCAUGGCGGCCAUCUUGCGUGACGCCGGCAUGUCUCCCAUCAUCCCGGAGGGCGGCUACUUCAUGGUCGUGGACGUGACGCCUCUCAAUAAGGAUCUUUCACACAUGGCGGACGAUGAACCGUACGACUACAAGUUUGUAAAAUGGAUGAUCCAAGAAAAGAAACUGGCUGCUAUUCCUGUCACCGCAUUUUGUGGGGACGCCUCCAAAAAGCAGUUUGAGAAGUACAUCCGCUUGUGCUUCAUCAAGCAAGACGCCACUCUUGAUGCUGCCGAGGCCAUCCUGAAGACCUGGAACAAAGAUGUGUGAUGCGGUGGUUUGCUUUGAGGCCUUAUCUGUCCAUGCACAGUUCAUAGAGAACCUUCCCCCUUGGAACAUGGCAAUAUCUUAACUAGAGGAACAGGGAUGUGACUUUCUUGAUAGUGAUUCUGUAGGGGGAUAGUUUGCGUUGGGUCCAGUCACUGUUAGAAUAUGACAAGUACAUCACUUUUAUAUUAAUGGACCCGAUCUUAAACUUUCUUCUAUUUUAUUGGUGACUUAAAGAGCAUGAUAAAGAACUUCUGGAAGUGAUGAAUGGACUGGCUCAUGACAGGGACUGACUGUUAUGAACAGUUUUCAUUUUUCCUGUGUACGGUUUACCUGACUGGAAAGUUAAAAAGAAUGAAAAAGGGAGAUUUGAUCUCUGAUAGGCUUUGCUUGCCUGUUGCACCUCAAACAGUACAGCCAUCCUUCUGUACCACUGUGAACCUCCACCAGAUGCCCACUCAGCAUAAUGGGUUGUGUUCUUCUGAAAACUGUACUCCACAUUUAAUGUAAUUCUGAGAGAAGUUCUAAUAACGUGAUUAAAUACAUUUUGAAUGAUAUUUUUACACAGGAAGGUC